Molecule: messenger RNA, 1983 nt
Organism: Coccidioides posadasii C735 delta SOWgp
Lineage: Eukaryota; Fungi; Ascomycota; Eurotiomycetes; Onygenales; Onygenaceae
Source: RefSeq, a predicted model, not a curated record
AUGGUGGAAUCGACCACUCCCGUUAAAAUGCCCCAACAGACCGGUUCUCCCUUGUUCCCCAUCACUCCAGAUCGCAUGAAUCAGCAAAAGAUGAACAUCUCGCCAACAAAGUCAUUGGACGCUAUGCAUUCCCCGACCAGGUCUGGACGCGGGGCCUCAGAUGUCCAAGCAAAAGUCGCGUUUCUCAAUCGACUGUCUAGUGCCACUACGCCCGAGAGACCUGUUUCUCACGUCUCGACAACCACUGCCGCACUACAGAGAGCAAUCCUUGGUCGAGAAGAAGCUGAGUCUGCGUUGCAGACUGCCCUUGCGCAGCUUUCUGAGGCCAAUGCGCGGGAGCGGAGGGUUAGUGAACGAUUGGAGUCGUUGGUAGAGGAGCUUCACUCGCUCAAAGAGAGACAAGUACAUGAACGAACUGUGUUCGAAAAGGAAGUUAGGAAGGCAAGAAAGGAAGCGUUUCGUGCUGGAUCCGCGUUGGUUAAGGCGCAGGAGGAAUUGAAGUUCUCUAGGGGGGAGAUAAAAAGUUUGAAGGAAGAGGUAAAACUGGAGAGAGACGCAAAAGAAAGGGCGAAGCAGGAAGCGUUUGAGCGUGCGUAUGCAUUGGCAGGCUUGACCGAAGAACUCGAAACUUUGAAAGGAAAACUCCGAGCUUCGGAAACCGAGAAUAACUUUGAAAGUCUGGAAGCACAGGUGGAGGAAAUUCGGGGACAGACUCCCGCCAAAAAUUUGGCCGCACCUGAGGCUGUUCUCAUGUCCACGUCGCCAGGAUCUAGAGGGAUAAAAAGGGGCCAACCAGACUCUACUGACAAUCGAUCCCCCAGUCGCAAACGGAGCCUAAAUACUCGGGAUCGCCUAAGCUCCAAACUCGGAUCUCCUGUCAAAUUUUCACUUGAUUCCACAACAUCAGUGGGCGAAGACUCCAUGGAAGUUGGGCUUGAUGAAGAUGAUUCUUGUCUUAUUGAUAAACUUAACGACGAUCUCCAGUGGGAGAAGCGGAUGCGACAGAAAGCGGAGGACAUGGUACAUUUUCUAAAGAUGGAAUGCCAAUUCAAGCGCUGCUCCUGCAGGCUUGCAGAGAACCGAGGAACCCGAUAUGUACAUGAUCCAUCUUGGGAUACACUUUGCCAGGGAACAGAGAAGGAGCCUGAGCUAAAAGAAGCUCGCACAAAGCCUCAGGACAUUCCAGCUUUACAGGGACAACCAUCCCCUUCCAUUCCCACACCCCCAUGUGAAGCCCAUGAAGAGCCUGAGCAACAACCAGAUGAACCCUUGGUUACGUUUUGUUCGGAUACUGGUACCUUUCAAGUCAUUCCGUCACCCAACCGGAAUACCGAUGUGAAUGAUGGCUCAAUGAAUGCGAGCCAAACCUCCUUUGGACCGUCUUCCCCUUCCCCUACAUUUGCACCCCAGAAUAUGGAUAUUAUGGGUCAAACAGAGGAAGCCCAGGAUCUUGAGCUGGCUUCUCAAUCCCCUGACACAGAAAUAUCGAUCGAAAUAGAUCAGUACAGACCCUCCUCCAAUUCUCCUCUUGAAACCGUCCCUGCGAACCGCACCGGCAGCCACUCCCUUGGCCCCAAACUUCCAUUCAAAACUCACCCAUAUCAACCCAGCCACCUUGAAUACCAAACCAUCACAACAACCAGGACUAUCCCCCUCUACGCAGAGACGCAAGCAGCCCGCAGCGAAGCAGCAUUUUGCCCUAUCCCCGCUACUCCCAUCAACCGAGAAGAAGCGCUAGCGCAAAUACGUGCCCGGCGCGACCGCACGCAAGGUGCACUCAAAAGAUCUGCCAGCGCCAACGACGCUAAUACAAAAUUAGGGAUGAUGGGCAAUACGAUUACCCCAAUGACGGGGACAAAAAGAAUCCCAAGGGUGGAAAAUUCUGGGGCUCUAGAGGGUCAUUCGAUGUAUUUAGGCUCGGGGAUCAGGGGAAGAAGAGAUAUUAGUGCGCCAAUCGCGAGUGUCAGAAGAAACUUUAGGUGA